AAUUCUGUUUAUUUUUCGUGGAUUUUCCGUGAAAUUUGACGUUUGAGUUACCAUUUGUUUCCGCUUUAUCAUCUUUCUUUUUGAUCGUACUUACGAGAGAAAUCUCGCGCCACCAGACCGGGCGGCGCGGCCAGGCGCAGUCAGACGCGGCUAGACACGCGGUGACGGAUCUGGUGAAUCCCAUCCGGGUGGAUCGCGACACAUUUCGUCGAAACAUCCUGUGUCCUGUGCAAUGUGUGUUUGUGUACGUCUGAAUAUUUUAUGACGUGGAUACCGCUUGAUCUUGUCUCCUUGUCACAAGUAGUGGUGCAUCUAAGCCUAUUUGUCCUGAUUCCCGAUGCAACGACAUACCGUGAAGGGCGACAAUAAUGACAGCUGUUGCAAUUCGUCCCUUUGUUCAGAACUCGCAUCAAAUGCAAAACCUAUUGAAAAUUCGGCGACAGACACAAAAGAAUCUACGAUGGAAUGUGAAAACAACGUGGAUGACUCGCAGAAUACGGCCAUGACUACCUUGCCAGAACCAUCCACAGAGAACAUAGACUUCACAGUGAUUUAUAACAAACAGAAGAUUAGUGUAAAUUUUGCUUUAGAUGGCACAGUUGCCGAAUUAAAAACACAUUUGCAAAAGAUUAUCUCAGUACCACAAGCGAUGCAGAAAGUUAUGUUUAAAGGAUUAGCCAAAGAUGAUCAGACUCUUAGAAACUUGGGAGUCACGAAAGGUGCCAAAGUCAUGAUAGUUGGAUCAAAGUUAGAUGAUGUAUUGGCUGUGUCAAUUCCAACGAAACAAGAUCUCAUUGACGAGGCUGUUUCUUCAGUGAGCAAAGAACCUCUUUCACAACAAAAAAUCCAUAGGAAAGUUUUAGAUAAAGGUAUUCCAGAAGAUGUGAUGCCAGGAAUACUAGAUAGCAAGGAACCUUUGCCUGAGUUUCCACUAGCUGGAAUGUUGAAUAAGUCUGGAGGAAAAGUCAGGCUAACGUUUAAAUUGGAACAAGAUCAACUUUGGAUCGGCACAAAAGAAAGAACAGACAAAAUACCUAUGAAUUCAAUAAAAGGUGUUCAUAGUGAACCUAUUCACGAUCAUCCUGAAUAUCACAUUAUGGCAAUACAAUUAGGCACUACAGAAGCAUCGAGAUAUUGGAUAUAUUGGGUCCCAGCCCAAUAUAUAUCUGCUAUUAAGGAUGCUAUUCUUGGCAAAUGGUGUUACUUCUGAUUGAUAAUCGCUGGAAAUUUCGAUUUCUGUAAAGUUUAAUCGGAUAUAAACAUUGAGAUACAAAUACUGCUGUUACAUUGACAUAAAAACUGUCAGCUAGUCACACACACACACACACACACACACACACACACACACAUUUCUAACGGUAAGUAAUAAUUUAUUUGAAUUGCAUUAUCCAUCGUGGAAAAUACCCAAUAAACAUAGUCUAUCCCAUUGUAAAAUCAAUUUAGGUGACUAGUCUUGAUUUAUUGGGAAAAAGAUAGAUGUAAUCACUAUGCCAAAUGUUUUAUAUUUUCAUAGUUCAGAUUUAAGCGUAUAUUAUCAAUUUUUUACAUUGCUGAAAGUAAGGUGGACAUUCUUAUACAUGAGAACUGUGAUUAGUGGAACUUCCAUAAUUAUUAACAAUGUGUUGUGAUAAUAUUAUGUAUGUUUUUGAUCAUAUGAUUUAAAAUUUUUUGUUAUCAAAAUGUAUCUACAAAUUUAUUAAAAUCUUUCUAAAAUUUUAUUCAGAAUUUAUACAAAAUAUUAGUUCAACUCUAUUUGUUUAUCAAUCUUUCACAGUAAAACAGUUAUUUUGAUGUGAAUAUCAUAGCCUAGAUUUUUAAUUUGAUUUAAUGUAUUUGCAUAUAUUACUUGUUUGAAACAAAGCAACAGUUUUUAUGAUACUCAAUUAUAUGUAAGUCAAUUAACCCUUUUGCUGCUAAUGAGCAAGUAUUUAAGCUAAGAACGUAUAUUACUAUUUCUUCCAGUUUUCGACAUUUCUAGUAAAAAAAUUGCCACAAAAAUUAAUAAUUAAAUAGUCAUAGGAAAGUUAAAAAUUAUUUUAAAUGAUGAUUUAAAUAUUUAUAAUUUUUUAUCACUUAUAGAAACAUUCUUGUAAUCUGGGGUGCAGACGUUUUUUUUCGCAUGAGUACUUUUUAAUAGCGAAAGGGUUUAAGUCAUAACAUUGUAUUUACAAGAAAAUUUUUAAAGUGAUCAAAAACAAAGCAAAUUAUGAUUUGUCAUUCAUUUACAUUUUAGUUUCUCAAAUAAUUUAAUGUAAUCAUACAUUAUGUAUACAUUUAUAUAUAAUUCAAAAACUGUAUGAAAGAGAUUCUUAUACAUGUUACGUUUUAACAAUGUUUUUUCUUGUAGCAACAAGAAAAAAAUAUAUACUCAUAUUUUUGUGUAAUACAUACUACAGCACAUUAUAUGACUAUUGAACAAAGAUACAAUCCUUGUAAACAAAAGAUAGGAUAAUUUUUAUAUUUUUUAGUAUCAUUACACAUUAACUCAACAGCAGAAUAACAACGAAUUUCAGAGUAAAUAAAAUAAAGAAAUCCGUUCAACAUUUUGUAAUUGGCCUAGUAGUAAAAUAACAUGUAAAAAAGGGUUAAAACGAGUCCAUUGCUGUAUCAAGAUGUGUAAGAAUUACACAUAAAAGAUUCAUCUGUAUUCUUUAGCGUCGUAACUGCUAAAUUAAUAAAAAUUAGAUUUUAUACCGUUUGAAUCGUAAAUGCAAGAAUAAGAAAUCAAAAUUUGUAAUAAUUCGUACGACAAUUAAUAUGACAAUGAGUAACUGUCGAGACAUUAUAUCUCGCACAAGUUGAUGGUUUAAACUUGUGGUUGGGACUUGUACAUUAGUUGUGUAAUUAAAAUAAAUACUUCUGAGACUUU
Monomorium pharaonis (pharaoh ant) is the source of this 2869-nucleotide messenger RNA. RefSeq names its product ubiquitin domain-containing protein UBFD1. The transcript is spliced from 5 exons. The record is from RefSeq and is a predicted model, not a curated record. Gene Ontology annotation, molecular function: RNA binding; cadherin binding. The coding region runs from base 338 to 1210 and encodes 290 amino acids. NCBI's taxonomy places the organism in Eukaryota, Metazoa, Arthropoda, Insecta, Hymenoptera, Formicidae.